UCCUCGUACACGAUGCACGGCGCACCCUUUUUCCUUUCGUUCAUCGCGAUGACCGCGGCAGUGACUACGAUGACGAAGGCACCGACAAGAGCAGUCGUGAAGAUGACGAUAGGGACGGCAGCGGUGCCACAAAUCUUUGAAGAAGCUCGACUGUUCGGACAAUCAACUUCUACACAACUAACUUUAUCCACCACCACUACCCCGUUAACAUGCGUUACUAUCAAUCAACCCGGACUAUGUAACAAACGCCGAAGACGCCGGGACUCGGAAACUCGAUCACGUGCUUCACCGACUCUGGAGAACGUCUUUGGAGGUAGUGGGAGAACGUCUUUGGAGGAGCUCUCCAGCUCCUUACUGGACUCCAGCCGUCCAGAUGAAGAAAUCACGGCUAAAUCCUACCGUGGCUUACUGACUUUCUGGCAAUUCUCAACGUCCACAGUAGUUCUUACCUCCAACAUGACCACCUACGUCAAUUUAAAUCAACUAAUCAAUAUUUUCCUUGGCGUAUUGGGGUGUUCAGCGACUCUUUGUUUAACUUCAUAGAUCAUUGCAAGAGAAUUUCAUAGUAAAUGUCAUGUUAAAUUUGAUCUGAAACUAUAUUCAAUAUUCUAAUAUCAUACAACAUUAAUGAAUAUAUGAAUACAGCAAUACUGAUAGUGAGUGAUUAUUAUCAUAACUGGAAUCCAGGCCAAAACUUAUGCAAUAGACCAUAAAAAAUGUCCUUACCCAAUUACCUCUAUUGAA
Molecule: messenger RNA, 744 nt
Organism: Hyalella azteca
Lineage: Eukaryota; Metazoa; Arthropoda; Malacostraca; Amphipoda; Hyalellidae
Exons: 4
Coding region: 13-543 (176 amino acids)
Source: RefSeq, a predicted model, not a curated record